Messenger RNA from Schistosoma intercalatum, 1275 nucleotides. The record is from the annotation of a GenBank genome assembly. Lineage: Eukaryota; Metazoa; Platyhelminthes; Trematoda; Strigeidida; Schistosomatidae.
GAAUGAUACGGUAAACACCUAGUUACAUAUAUCUUAAGUGAAAAAUGAACUUUAAAAAAUCGUGGAAUAAUAACUGUAUAUCACAAAGCGGUAAUUUUGUCCGCUGAAGGUCGCCUCAAUCAUACUUUGCUCAUCUCAUUUGGUUUUAGUACUGUUUUCUAAACCCGCUGCUGAAAAACAUAUAGCCAACUGAUUUUCAAAAAUCCAUCUCGUUUAGUUUAGCUGUUUUAAUUCAUGGCUUCAUUUGCGGUUCAUUAUUUCGUCAUUGGAUUGAUUUUAGCCAUUGUGGGCACAUUUUCUAUAAGCUACCUAAUUUCGACAUCAGAACAGCAUGCGUCUAUUAUCUUCCCAUAUAUAAGUGAUACUGGUGCUCUACCGCCUGAAAGCUGCGUAUUUGGUCAACUGCUCAAUAUAUGUUCGUUUCUUUCUUUCGUAUGUAUUUAUUGUUGGUAUCUACAUGAGCGCAAUGUAAUAUACGCCCUUGAAGGACCUAACUCUCAUAUUGUUUUUGCACGUAUUACUUGCAUCGUUGGCUGUCUAAGCGCACUGGGGAUGUCAAUUGUGGCUAAUUUCCAGGAAGCAUCUUUAAUAGUUGUUCAUUUAAUCGGAGCAGUGAUGACUUUCGGACUGGGCAUCGUAUUUUCAGCGUUAGUCACCUAUUCUACACGUAGACAUUUGGAAUACAAUUUCAGGAUAUAUGUAUUCCGUCUGUUUUUAACUAUUUGUGGUUUUCUCGCGAAUCUGGGAGUGUUCAUUUUUGGGCACUUAUCUGGGGGAAUCCACGGUCCAUUCCCUAGAAAAUGGGAUCCAUCUGAAGUGGGUUUCAAAUAUCAUGCAUUGAGUAGCUUUUGCGAAUGGUUAAUGUCCUUCACAUUCUUACUGUUUUUCGCUUCUAUGAUAUUUGAACUGAGGAACUAUGAGUUGGAGUCGGUUAAAUUAUUUCAAACAACAAGACACUGGUUGGUUAAAACUUUUUUGAGAAAGUCAACUGAGUUCCAAGAUGAAAAAAGUCCGCUUGUGUUAAAAUGGAUGUCUAAUAUAUUUUGUAUCAACUCAAUUAGGAAAUUAUCUUAAAUGAUUGUACUUUAAACUAUAAAUCCUUAUGCAAUAAGCUUGUAAUCGACACUUCGUGGAAGCGGAGACUUUAACUAAUCUUUUUCUUUAAAAUACUGAAUUAAUUUUUUACACAUUCACUACUACAAUUCAAUAUGCUGAAACACUAAUAGAUUGCGUAGCUGUUUAUCAUUCAAUUUUUGGGAGUCGUAUAAUUUGCCG